Diabrotica balteata is the source of this 4825-nucleotide messenger RNA. The record is from the annotation of a GenBank genome assembly. Lineage: Eukaryota; Metazoa; Arthropoda; Insecta; Coleoptera; Chrysomelidae.
AAACAAAACAAGGAACUGUUUUUGUGUCUAUUAGCAAAUAUUAAUGCAAGUUUAAAAUUGUAAAGACAGUCAAGAGGUGAAAAUUGACAAGUAUCUUGAGGAUCGUGUGAAAUUUAAAGUAUAUUUGCAUGAACUCCAAUAGAAUGACUGGUGAACCUAACCAACAAACUCCAGCUUCAGUGUUUGGAUUUGAUUCCUAUCCUCCACUUUUUGCCGUAAAUUGGAAUCAAGCAAAUCCAUUUACAAAUACCAUGGCACAUCCCGAUGCGACCUUACAGCAACAGUAUCAAAUGCUACAAAGACCAGACUCAGCAAUGCCAUUUUCAACUUCAAAUAGUCCUCCACUGCCAAAUCAGAUACCAAACCAAAUACCCUUUAGUAAUAUGCCUUUACCGGGACAUAUUCCCAAUUCGGUACAUCCUGAAUAUGCACAUGCUUUUGGUCAACAGCUGAGUGGUUUUUCAUUUGGUUCUCCAAGACCUACACAAGAGCUGGUUCAGUUCCCUUUUCAAGGUGAGAACAGUAGGUUUGGUAACCGAGAAUUAGGUUGCAAGAGGAAAACAGAGUCGCCACCAUUACAACCUGCCAAACAGCACAUAACUGAAGAAAAAAUGGCAGAACACAUGUCCAAACUUCAUAUAAGUUCAGAAACGGCAUCUCCUAGGGAAAACGACGCCAGCCGGAUGCAGCGUUUGUACAUGUGUGAAGAAAUGCGAAAGCUUAAAACCGAUCCCAUCCUUCCGCAGUCGUUAUUGUCUAAAAUGCAGAAUCCCUGCACAGCGCUAGUGCUGUGGAAGCCACCAACUCGGUUCAUUCCCGUAACCGGAAACAACGAAAUAGACGAAAACGAAAAUAACAAUAGGGAUACUGUACCUGACCACCACAACCAGGAAAGUGAUGAUGUAGAAGAUGAAAUGAGUGAGGUUUGUAUGAACAAUAUGGAUCUUGAUUCUUGUUAGAAGUGUUGGGGGCUUUAGAAUCAUCAAAGACUGAAUUAAACAUAUAUUAGUACCAUUUAAUGGUCUUAUCAGAAGUAAAAUACAUCUGUAAAUGAAUAUUUUUUCUUAUUUUGUUUUUUAUUGUUGAGAUUUUGAAGAACUUAAAACUAUAUUAGAGAUUCGUCGUUUUACAAUUUAUUAUCAUUUAAGUACUGUAUUUUUAAAUGUCUUUACAAAAAUUGUUUUUUCAAUAUAAUAAAAAAUUAAACAAAGUGAUAAAAAUCAAAAAUAUAAGAAAAUCGUUAUUGUCUGUGGAGCCGAUUUUGUUAUUUUUCUCUUUUUCCAAUUCGGUACUCUCUUUUGGUGUAUUCUCUAUUGCUACGUCAGGACUGCACGGUAUUGUUUUAUUUGUCUUAAAAAAUUGUCCUUAACUCUCAAAUGUUAUUUCCCACCAUAAGUAAUUUUCGAUUACUUUUUAUUUUAUGCAAUCGAUUUCCCAUAUCCCAUGUAUGCACAAUUUUAUGCAGACUUUCCCUAUGGAAGGACCUAAGUUUCCCCUUUUCAAUAUUAUUUAUUUGCUUGACAAUAUUUUUAACUAUGCCCUUGCUUACAGUACCUCCAUUUGAAAGCUGUAUUUUUGACAAAAAACUAAUAUCUUUCCAUACAUUGCAGACGUUUUCACGAUUUUGUGCACUUAAAACCUUAUGUUUUACUAGCGACUUAAAGUCCAUAGUAAAUUUUGCCACAGCUUGUACCAGUAUUAGAAUAAAACAUUUGAAGUUUGCCGGACAGUUCAUUAUUUCCUUUAAGUCCGUUGCACGUCAUCCUUGAUAUUUCUACGCUGUCUCAGUACAACCAACUGUUUAGCAAACAAUAAUUUUAAAAUCAAUUCAAUUUGGCUUAGGUAUAGAUACCAUAUUUCCAAUAAAAGUUUAUAGAAAAUUUGGUAUUUAACAAAUAAUGAAUGAUUUACACUAAUUUUGAUUUAAAAUUCUUUAUUGUAUUUCAUAAAAACCAAAAUGCUGAAAUAUCUCACGAGUAGAUGAAUUUAUAGUACAAAUAAGGUUACAUUAUUUACAGAAUUCUUUACAUUCUCUACUAUCGUUGACAACAUGGCAACUCUGUGUAAAGGUCAACCUUUACACAGAGUGUCAACUUCAAAAUUGGAUGAUGUGCACUUAACUUUACAAAAUGUAUGUUCGAAAAAAAUGGCGGAAACUAUGAAAAUGAUUUGAUGAAAAGUCCUAAAGUCGAGCUCUGUGCGUUCCGUGUUGCGAAUUUUUUCCUGAUUAAUCCCCAGUUAAUAUUUACGUACAUUAACGAAUUGUUCGCUUUGCUCAUUUUUAAAAUGUUUAACUUCUAAUAUUUUGUUUCCAGCAUUGUUUUCACUAAUAUCAUAACUAUAAAAUUUCAAUAGUAUAGUCGAUAUAUAGCAUUUUUCAUAUAAAAAAGCUUGCACGUCAUUCAAGAUUUACGUCGUCAGAACUCCACAGCGUUGCCAAAACAUCAGAAUAGUUAGUAAGUGAGGAAUUUUUAAAAUGUCAACUAUUUGUCAAACUAUUAUAUUAACAGUAAAUACACUUAGUUUUAAGACUACUGCAACACAUUAAAUUACAUAUGAAAACAUUUUAAUACAAAAUUAUAUAUUCUAACUUUUAAACUUACCUCUUUUAGGGCUUUAAUAGUAAAAACGUGCCGCCAUUAUUUCUUGUUCAAAAUAAUCUAUCUUAUAUGAAAGCUUAUCAGCUUUCUACAUACUAUUUAUUUGUUUUGGCAUAUCACAAUACACAACAAUAAUUAGUUUUUAAAGCUAUUAAUCUAAAUUUAAUAUAUAUUUAUAAAUAAAUUUAUAUAUAUAUAUAUAUAUAUAUAUAUAUAUAUAUAUAUAUAUAUAUAUAUUAUAAUCAAAUUGUGUACGAAAUGAAAACAUAAACAAAAUUCCUACUCUAAAAAAGCGGCAACACCAUUGUUUAAAUAGGACUAGUUAGACAAUCCUUAUGGAACAAAAGUUUGACUUUUAAUCCUCCGUCAUGUGGCGGCCUCUAGUCAUAAAUUUUAAAAACUAUUAACAGAAACUUAAUUCACUGCAGAAUUCUACUUAAGUAUAUUUGUAGCUGUCUGAUAACUAAUGCGAACCUGUACACGGAUGCCAGAUUGUAAAGAAUAUAUUAUAAGACUUAAAUAAAAUGCUUAUUGCUGUUAUCGUUGUAUGCGUCUUAUGAAAGAUAACUUGACUAUUUCGAGCGAAUAUUUCAAAUUGUUUUUAUACUUUGAGACUUGCUAAAUAUAAAUCGGUCAGUAAUCUAUUUAAAUGAAGUAGGUAAAUGCUACCUUUUUUUUUAAUUUUUAUUAGUUUACCAGAUAUUAAAUUUGGUUUUAUGAUUUGUUAGAAAAGGAUUAAAUAUUUAAUUGAAAUAUACUCGAUUGCUAUCGUCUUAGAACACUUAUGAAAAGGUUUAUUUUUUAGUCAAGACUUAAGUUUUAUCAUUGUUUAAAAAAGAAAAUCUUUUUAAACAAUGGUUUUAUGUAUGUUUUGAGAAAAUUAAAUUUUCAAUCUUUUAUUCUUUAAAAUGACGAUUGAAAAUAGUAAAUUUAUGGGAAUGGUUUUUUUGAUAAUGGUUUUGAAACAAAUAAACAGAUCGAUAUUCCACAACAAGAGGCAACACAUAUUUGGGGACAAAUUAAUCUAUGUGUUGGGGUAAAAGGAAUAAUAAUUAACAAAACUUUAAUAAACAGUAGCCUUUAUUUUAUUUAUUUAUAUAUAUAUAUUAUAAUAUACUCACCAUUUCUCUAUUUCUGCUUCAUUAUCAUCAAUCAGUCAAUCGCGUCCACUGCUGGACAUAGGCCUUGACUGAUUGAUGAUGGGCAUAGGUUUUGAAACAAAUCAACAGAUCGAUAUGCCACAAUAAGAGGCAACACAUAUUUGAUGACAAAUUAAUCUAUGUGUUGGGAUAAUAAAAGGAAUAAUAAUUAACAAAACUUUAAUAAAUAGUAGCCUUUAUUUUAUUUAUUUAUGUAUUUUAUAAUAUACACACCAUUUCUCUAUUUCUGCUUACAGUAAUGAGAAUGUUUUUUUUAAUCAACUCGCCCGAUCUGAGCUGUUUAUUAAUGAAAUAAUUUUAAAUUACAAAGUGAUAGGUAUUGCAAAAAUUAAAUUCGCAUUAUUUUAAUAGUUAUAUAAAACUAUAAGGUUUAUAACACAUAACAAUUCAAGGUAAAAAAACAAAACAAAAUUGUUUACAUUAAUAGUUAUAGAAAUUAAUUGUAACAUUGUUUUCAUGAACUAAAAUAAGCAAUGUAUGAGUUGGAUAUAUGUAUGAAUCAGCAAUACUAAUUUAAAAAUAAUAGAUCGUGUACAAUAUAGAUACGUAAGAAUCUGUUUAACUGUAAUGGUAUCAACUUCAACAAACGUUAUGCUAGCAAAGUGCAAUGAAACCCAUUAGAAUUGCAUAGACACCUAUUAGCACAAAAAUACUGUAUAAAGAUGAGAAACACUUAGUCAGACCUUUUAACAAAAGUGUAAGAUAAUUAUGAAAUCUUUUUUCCUGACCAAUGGUAAUAACGGCAUAUCUAUAAGAUCAUCAACAAAAUCCUCAAGUUCAGAAUUAUCACUCUGCGAAACAGUAUUGGCACUAGUUGAUGGUUGUUUUGCUAUCGAAUAUGUAUGUAAAACGCGUAGUGUCGUUAACGAACCUUCCUCUUCUACCUCACUAUAUUUUUUUGGUAUAGCAGUAGCGGGUAAAUAUUUUGCAUUUAGAUAUUUUUGGUCAAAAUGCUUACUGCAUAGAAAUUUUUAUUUCGCUCGGGUAGCUCCAGACUUUCCAAUACAGCAUUACCUACAACAAUAUUAUUAUUAACACAACUAAAAAAUAACCAACUUUCUGCAC